This is a messenger RNA of Castor canadensis (American beaver), 2807 nucleotides long. The record is from RefSeq and is a predicted model, not a curated record. Lineage: Eukaryota; Metazoa; Chordata; Mammalia; Rodentia; Castoridae.
CGACCCGGAAGUGAAACGGGGGAACUUCCGUUCUUUGUUCUGUCCCGGGUGUGUGGGUCUGUGGUAGGGUCCAACAGGGCCUCUUCGGUGUCUGGCCCCCCAAAAUCUCCCGUCCUUUCCCCCAGGCAUUGGCAUCAACUAAAGUCAGAAUUCCCAGGAACUGCACAGAAGCUGCCAAAUUCCCAAUCAUUGCUACAUUGCCCUCUUAGGGAGAGAAAGAGGACAGGAUCCAGCAGUGCUCCCUCAUUCUCAUUCAAACCCUGAUUCCUGCUGAUUCUGCAGAUAGGAGACCAGAAACCAGAGCAAAAAGCCCUACCCAUGGAAACUCAGGCUGAUCAUGUAUCUCAGGAACCUCAGUCCCUGCUGGAAAGUGCUCUUCCUUCAAAAGUUCCUGCUUUUUCCAACAAGGACAACAGCCUUGGGGAUGAGAUGUUGGCAGCUGCACUCCUAAAAGCCAAGUCUCAGGAGUUGGUGACAUUUGAAGAUGUAGCUGUUUACUUUAUCCGGAAGGAGUGGAAGCGUUUGGAACCUGCUCAGAGGGACCUCUAUAGAGAUGUGAUGCUGGAGAAUUAUAGGAAUGUGUUCUCACUGGAUGGUGAAUCAAGAACUGAAAAUGAUCAAGGGAUUUCUGAAGAUGCAGGAUCACAUGAGAUGCUAUUGGGAAGAUUCCAAAAGGAUAUUUCUCAGGGUCUUAAGUUUAAAGAAGCCUAUGAACAGCAAGUUAGUCUAAAGAGGCAACUAGGGAAUUCCUCUGGAGAAAGAUUGAAUAGAAAAAUACAAGAUUUUGGUCAAGUAACAGUUGAGGAAAACCUCACCCCCACAGGAGAGAGAAAUGAGAAGUAUGAGUUUGGGAACAGCUUUACUGUGAGUUCUAGCCUUAUUUCACAUCAGAGACUUCCUAUGGGAGAUAGACCCCAUAAGUGUGAUGAAUGUAGCAAGAGCUUUAAUCGAACUUCAGACCUUAUUCAACAUCAGAGAAUCCACACUGGGGAAAAGCCCUAUGAAUGUAGUGAAUGUGGCAAGGCCUUCAGCCAGAGCUCACAUCUUAUUCAGCAUCAGAGAAUCCACACUGGGGAGAAACCUUACGAAUGUAAUGAGUGUGGGAAGACCUUCAGUUGUAGUUCUGCUCUUAUUCUGCAUCGCAGGAUCCACACUGGGGAGAAACCUUACGAAUGUAAUGAGUGCGGAAAAACCUUUAGCUGGAGUUCCACUCUUACUCAUCACCAGAGAAUCCACACUGGCGAGAAACCCUAUGCUUGUAAUGAAUGUGGGAAGGCCUUCAGUAGGAGCUCCACCCUUAUUCAUCAUCAGAGAAUCCACACUGGAGAAAAACCCUAUGAAUGUAAUGAGUGUGGGAAGGCCUUCAGCCAGAGCUCACAUCUCUAUCAGCACCAGAGAAUUCACACUGGAGAGAAGCCCUACGAAUGUAUGGAAUGCGGAGGAAAGUUUACCUAUAGUUCUGGCCUUAUUCAGCAUCAAAGAAUCCACACAGGGGAGAAUCCCUAUGAAUGUAGUGAGUGUGGGAAAGCCUUCAGGUAUAGCUCAGCUCUUGUCCGCCACCAGAGGAUUCACACUGGAGAGAAGCUUGAAUGUAAUGGGUAUGAGCAAAAGUUCUCUCAGAGUUUCUGCGAAUUAAAUAUCAAGAGAGUCAACAUGAAAGAGCCACACACCCAUUUCCCUCACUUCCUGAAUCUAACGAGCUCUUGCCUUACUUUAUAAACAACUUAGGAUGCGCCCUUCCACCUCAAACUUCGCUUUAGAGAAUGGGGCAAAUUGGUAAAAUCCUGUCAGAGCGAUCAACAAAGUAGUGUGUUUCCCAGGAAUGAUACCAGCCCUGAAAAAUGUGAGGCAAGCGGCAGAUUUAAGUGCUCGGAGUAGAAGGAAGCUUGGGAACUAAUCACCCCUUUUUGGGAAGGGAUUUGCACUAAACUUUUUCUCACACCAGAGGAGCCUUUCCAAGGUGGGGAAUGGAAGCAUACCAGGAACAAAAUUUCAAGGAUUCUACUAGUUGGAGUCUGUAUAGUGAGCACAGAAGGCGGUGGGAAAAAUGUUCUGGGUCCUCUCCUUUGCUAGGACAGGGAAUGGAGGCUGUAGUUCAAAGCCAUUGUCCCUACUCCAGCUUUAAGAUUUGAUAAGGAACAUGCUGCUUCCUGAUUUCAUUGUGAAAACUUGGUGCUGAGGGAUUUAUUUUAUUGAGGAGGGAAAAAGACCUCCCCACUGCCCAAUUUCUGUGAUGACUUACAUCUUUUGGUGCUCUUGGAGCAGCAAGACUGCAUUUUUAAGAGCAGUCUGGCAAUACUGUAUUCUCUCGUCCUCUCUGUUGUAAUGGGACUGACUGAGAAAUCCAUCUAAGCAGUGAAUAACCUGAGGCAGUGGAUCAGAAGCAUUUACCUUUGGCCUCUGAUUCCUGUUCUCCCUUCCUCUUCUUCCCUCUCCUGUGAUGAAAACUUGUUUGAUCCCAACCUCUAGUAACUAAAGAUGCUUUCAAGGAGCUCACUCAGCCAUGUCAUACUGCCCUUUGUUACCUCUAACAUCUGGCCCUGACAGCGGGACUUCUCCAGAUUUCAAUAGCCAAGGAUUAGUGCAAAUAAAGAGCAAAGCCCAGAGAAGGAAGGCUGAGGCCUGAUCCUGGUGGCAGGGCUCCUUGCUGGGAUGGGAAUGGCAUUCCCUGAUUGUUCCCAGCCCAAGGGAUGACCUUGUGUUUUGUUUUCCCAACCUGUUCAUCUUGUAGCAUAAAGUGCACUAUUAAAUGGAAUAGUUUUUCAGAAGGGGAGAUUGAGUGUGUUUUUGUAAAGAGCCAAAUUUAU